Molecule: messenger RNA, 2104 nt
Organism: Bubalus bubalis (water buffalo)
Lineage: Eukaryota; Metazoa; Chordata; Mammalia; Artiodactyla; Bovidae
Gene: ANP32A
Product: acidic nuclear phosphoprotein 32 family member A
Exons: 7
Coding region: 84-938 (284 amino acids)
Biological process (GO): nucleocytoplasmic transport; regulation of apoptotic process
Cellular component (GO): nucleus; perinuclear region of cytoplasm
Molecular function (GO): histone binding
Source: RefSeq, a predicted model, not a curated record
CCCCUCGCUCAGCCACCGAGCUGCCGCCGCGCUCCUCAGCCGCCCCGAAAUCUAAAGGGGUCCGUCUCCGGCACCACAACCAAAUGGCUGAGCCUCCCUGGCCGGCUGCGCAGCCCGCCCAUUGGUCCCUUCCCCCCCGCCUCCACCACCAUUCGCUGUUGCCCGGAGAUCGGCGGCGGCGAUUGGCUAACGCUGCUGCCACUCAUUCGCGAGACCGCCGAUCCCGCCUCCACGGUGAUCAGGUGAAAGAACUCGUCCUGGACAACUGUCGGUCGAAUGAAGGCAAAAUUGAAGGCCUCACAGAUGAAUUUGAAGAACUGGAGUUCUUGAGUACAAUCAACGUCGGCCUCACCUCAGUCGCAAACUUACCAAAGUUAAACAAACUUAAGAAGCUUGAACUAAGUGAUAACAGAAUCUCAGGGGGCCUGGAAGUAUUGGCAGAAAAGUGUCCGAACCUCACGCAUCUAAAUUUAAGUGGCAACAAAAUUAAAGACCUCAGCACAAUAGAGCCACUGAAAAAGUUAGAAAACCUCAAGAGCCUAGACCUUUUCAAUUGUGAGGUGACCAACCUGAACGACUACCGAGAAAACGUGUUCAAGCUCCUUCCGCAGCUCACGUAUCUUGAUGGCUACGACCGGGACGACAAGGAGGCCCCCGACUCAGAUGCCGAGGGCUACGUGGAGGGCCUGGACGACGAUGAAGAGGAUGAGGAUGAGGAAGAGUACGAUGAAGAUGCUCAGGUAGUGGAAGACGAGGAGGACGAGGAGGAGGAGGAGGAAGGGGAAGAGGAGGACGUGAGUGGAGAGGAAGAGGAGGAUGAGGAAGGUUAUAACGACGGGGAAGUAGACGAUGAGGAAGAUGAAGAGGAGCUUGGUGAAGAAGAAAGGGGUCAGAAGCGAAAACGAGAACCUGAAGAUGAGGGAGAAGACGAUGACUAAGUGGAAUAACCUAUUUUGAAAAAUUCCUAUUGUGAUUUGACUGUUUUUACCCGUACCCCCCCAAAUCCCGCCCCCUGAAACUUAUUUUUUUCUGAUUGUAACGUUGCUGUGGGAACGAGAGGGGAAAAGUGUACUGGGGGUUGUGGGGGGAGGGAGGGUGGGAGGGGGUGGAAUAAAAUACUAUUUUUACUGCCACUCUUUAUUUUUUUCCCCUAAUUUUUCUUUGUGUCUGGUUCUGUCCCUGUAAAUGCAAUAGCUGAGUACACAUAAGUGAACGUUUGUUCCUUACCCUCAAAGAGGACGAUUUGGAGAUCUCUGACAUUUCCUGAUACUUCCCAAGUCUCUUGAGUUGAUUGGAAGGCCAGAGCUGGCCUCAGUUUGGUUUCUCAAAGCCCAGGAGGGCUGAGCACCAGCCGCGUCUUACCUCUUGUUCCGGAUCCCAUGAUUUUCACGUUUCUUGGGCCUGCUAGAGGCAGCAAGCGCCUUGGCUUGUAAAUAGCAACCUAAAGGCGAAUCUUGGCACUGGUCUGGGGACCUUCCCUGUCUUCCAUCCCCUUUCUCUCUUCCCAGACGGUGGUGGGCUUUGCUCUCCUGAGAAGACUCUGAUGUCACUCUUGAGUGAUGAGCCAGAGAGCUGGAAACAGCAGGCUUCAGAGUUUAGGAGUAAAAUGGAUUCAGUAAUUCUAAUUAAAAGAGAAGAAGCAAACCCUCAAACUUCAUCCUCUUUCAAAGAUAUAAAAAAACAAAACUGUCCCUAUCUUGUUGUGUAAAAUAUUAGAACGCUUUGUUUUACAAAAUGACAGGAGAAUUCUUCUGCGCGUCCUGCUUGGCCUAGACCAUUUUUACAGACCUAGGCACAGGACACACUGCUGCAUGUCGGCUGGGUUUUUUUUUCAUACACCCGAGCACGGAAAAACUUAACACAAAAUUGUAUUUUCUUACCUAGUGGAGAUCUGAAGUGACUGCAAAUUCCUAGUGAAUGUACAGGCUCGCUUUCCUGUCCCUCUUCUGGAUUGCUUUCCAAGUGACCCGUGACUUCCUAGCCCAUGUUUCAUCUGUAUAAAAGAACAUCUGCACCGGUUUUCCCCCCCCCUCAGAAGAGCCAAACUUUUGAGUUUUAUGUCUGUUUGUCAUUGAUAAAUUUCAAUAAAUCUUUUUAUACAAUU